Messenger RNA from Trypanosoma cruzi, 1134 nucleotides. RefSeq names its product UDP-Gal or UDP-GlcNAc-dependent glycosyltransferase, putative. Lineage: Eukaryota; Euglenozoa; Kinetoplastea; Trypanosomatida; Trypanosomatidae. The record is from RefSeq and is a predicted model, not a curated record. Gene Ontology annotation, cellular component: membrane. The transcript has a single exon. Gene Ontology annotation, molecular function: hexosyltransferase activity. The coding region runs from base 1 to 1134 and encodes 377 amino acids.
AUGGCGAAGCCGAAACUGCUGACGCUGAGGCGUAAGCUGAAGCGAGUUGCCGUGCUGUUGAUUCUCUUCAUUGUGGCCACGACUGUUUUCUCUCUGAGGUUUGACACCGCUGCCGAUGAUGACGCGCCGGAGCCAAACAACCCCCGCCAUUCGCGAGCCGCUGCAGUGGACGACGUAGCACUUGCUUACAUCCCACGCAGUGUUGUGGAUACGUGGAGCCGGCGGGAGUACCUGAUUGUGCUGGGCAUUCUCUCCCCGGACGAAGAAGUGAGGCGAAGACGACGCAAACUGCAGCGGUCGACGUGCUGGCGGUUCCCCGGAGUGGCGACGAGGGCGAACGACUUCACCGGUGCGAUGCUCGUGCUGUACGUUAUUGGGCGACACCCGUCGCACGGCUACGACUACUCUGCCGCGCUGCUGGAGGAGGCGGCGCAGUGGAACGACGUGGUUGCGCUGCCAAUGAACGAGGGCCUCGUGUCUCCAGGAAAAAUAGCGGGCGUUGGUGGAGAAAUUGGGACUGAGGCGGAGAUUGGUAUGAGCCAAAAGGUGUACAUGUGGUUUGACCUUGCGCUCCGUCUGUUUCCGACCGCGAGUUACAUUGCGAAGGGCGAUGACGACAUGUUUCUCCGUGUGCCGCUGUUCGUUGCUCACCUACGCCUUCUGCCGCGCCGAGGGGUCUACAUGGGCGCUCAUGUUGGAAGAGGAUUUCAGGUGAAUAAACGCAUAGUGGGCGUGUCGUUUAUGGUUGGCUGGUGCUACACUUUGUCGAGGGAUGUGGCGGAGGCGUUGGUGUCGUACAAGCCUCUGAGGCGCCUGGCGCACCUGCCGUACAGUAAGGAGCGUCAGGAGGAGUUUUUAUCAAUUGGUAUGGGUCAGGAGGACAUGAUGGUUGGGUUUGUGUUGGUGAAUGAGGUGCAGUACAAGCCGUUGAUAUACGUCAAGGUGCUGCCCUGUCACUUUUACAACAUCCGCGAUGACUCUGGGGAAUCCCAUGUGGUGCCGACCUCGAUUUGUGUCCAUCACUUACGGGAGGAAGAAUACACUGCGCUCAUGGCGCGCUUCGGCAACGACACAUCGCCUGUUGCCCGUGUGGAACGGGUCUCAGAAGACGUGAUAUACCCCUGUUGCGAUUGA